AUGGAUUCUGCAACGGGUUCAUUCCUACGAGCGACAUUACAUCGAAAAUUGGUGUUUAGUAUCAAGCCCAAUGGAUCGUGUCUCUUUUAUUUUGAACAAGGAAAAUCUCAUCAUUGGGGACUACGAUCAGUUAUGACACAGCGAUAUAUUGGACAAAAUCUCGUGCAAAAUCUCGUAGUCGCGAGCAAGAAAUUACAUGCUUGGGAAGCUUUUCGAGUACUACAAAGACCUCAAGAUCAUGGACUUGGAGCGUGCAGUCCUCAAGUGUAUUUCAUUUUAGGGGCUUCACGAUUUGGAAAAGGCAUGUGGCUUGCAAAUAAAUCGGGAUCCAUGAGCUUUGGACAUUCGGCCAAAAUGUCAACAAAAACGCGAAACAACAACUUGAAUCAGGAGAUUGAGAGUGAGAAAUCGCAUGUUGAAAGUAAUUAUCCAAGCAAACGUGGAACAUCUCGACAGCGUGGAUUGUUCUUGUCAAAGCAAUUUGAUCAUGCUAUUGGAUUUGUCUACAGCUCAGAUUUAUCGGCCUUAAUGGCAAUUGCAGCAAGUGUGAGGUCACAAUUGGACUCUUCGUUGGCUUCACGUACUAAUGCAAAAGCUGAGGCAGCACCUCAUUUCAUUGGAACGUCACAGCAAUUAAAAGGUGGUAUGUUUCAGACCCCAAUACUUGCGAGGUGGGAUCUUGGUGAUGUACGACUACCGUGGCUUGAAACUAGUGCAAAUCCAGAUUUUAAGCGGACACCUUCAUUCCUACAAAUACCAGAAAAAGAGAUGACAGAAUUGACGACGACGACUAUUCGUGGAUCAAGUGUGAAUGGAUUCCUUGAGAUGAUAGUUCCGCGCGCAAUACGGACGAAGUGCAAGAUCGAUCAGUCGCGGUUGACACAGUCGGCACCAGUUGGAAGCUCUGCAACAUCUUCACCGAAAGCGAGAGGAGAAAAAUACGAUAGUGUUGACUUACUUUGCGAUUGGCAUGCGCAUCCGCACUUUGGACUGGUACGCGCACUCAGCCACUGCUCAGAUAGUGGUGUUCUAUCCAGCUCAGUGUGCAGUAGUAGGGGAACUACAAAAUGCGAAGCACCCAACCGUGUGAAAGCAGUGACCAUUGAGCAGUAUCACUCUUGCACAGUUGACGAUGACUUAUCGGAUGGUGAUGGAGAAAAUAAGAUACAGGUGUUGCACAAGGCUACGCUUCGAUUCAAGAUGUACGCUCUCAGUAUUCCUUACAGCAACUGUUUUUCGAUUGAGGUAGUCGUGGAUGUCGAGGAUGUUCCAGUCAGUCCGGAUGAUGGAAUUGAACGAAGCAGUUCCGCGGGUGGCGAUACAACCUCGACUGGUACCUUCGACAAAAAGAUUGAUGGUAAAUUAGCUGAAGGUUAUCGGCACAACCCGGCCAUGAAAAUGCGUUGGCGUGCAGGCGUGAUGUUCUCACGGAACACUAUGUUUAAGGCACAAAUUGAACAUGGAGCUCUUGACGGGGUUCGCAAUGCUUGUGCGUCAGUACUGAAACACCUACGAGACGAGAAUAUGAGACUGCAAACCACUUCACCUUUUGCGCGACGACGAUCGUUUAUUGACACCGACGGUCCGAGUGGUUUUAUGAAUGCCGACACUGCCUCCGCAUUAGCCGCAAAUGGUUCCAUGAAGUCAUUAUCUUGUCGAGGAAAGUUUAGUAUGAAGCCAGAUUUGACAUUCUUGCCACAAGCUUUUACAAUUGAAAUUGGGAAAGGACUUUUGUCUGCUAUCAAUGGUGCACAUCUGGUUUCGGACAAUCAUAGUACGUUGCCUGCCUGGCUUCCAUGGAGGCCAUUUAGUGGCGAACAAUCGUCAUCAUUUGGUCUGGUACCUCGGCACGCAGUAACAGCUGCAACUGCUACUCCUUUUUUCGAGAGUGUACCAGAAGAAUUUACGCAAGUGCUUGAAGUAAACAUGGGCAGCAAGGUGACAGCAUCGCUGUUUUUUGAGGCAUUGUUAUCGGACUCUUGUUCAUUUUUCCGCUCUGCUCACGCUGAUAGUGGCACCAUGGAAGUAGACAUCAGCACUUGGCACGCGAUGUUAUCGCCUGGAAAGUCUCGCGAACGAACGGAUGGAAAUAUUCGCAAACAGGUAUUUCGAAUGCUUCUUAACAGAGUUCCUGGAGUUGAUAUUGCUCAAGUUGAGGAUUUCCAGUACUAUGCGCUCAUAAAAGCUCGAACUCAAGACCAAAUGAUGUCCGGUACAGGCCACGGAGAAACUGAUAGCAAUCGAAGUGUGAAACGAGGAAGCUUUAUACAGUGUGUUGGCGGGUCUCAAAUGUCGAUGGGUCGAGAUCAUAAGUGCUCACUUUUUGGUUUGGUGAAGGAUACGAAGGUUUAUGAAAUAACGCCUGGUAGUUUAAACUCUCAACGCCUUGAAUUUGGCAUGAAGGUUUAUGUACCUGCGUUGCUUGAGGGGUCUCAGUUCUCGAUUGAAGUCUUGGUAAUUGUGGAACCUGGUGAUGACAAUACUGUUGGCCACUUCCUUCGCGUGUUCUUCGCAUUACCUCUGCGACACGGGCAAUCCGAGACGCGUGAGCACGCUGUUAUCAAUCCGCAUGUUGUGGCAGGCGUUUUGUGCGGUCUGAAGCAGAUUUGGAAGCAGGUGGCACAAACAAUGAUGGAAAUAUGCGAGACUAUUGUGCCACCUCAUGGACAUCAGUCGCUUAGUGAAAUGGCUCAAGGAUUCAAGGACCUAGACAUGUAUUUGUUGCAACAGUCGAGAAUUAAUCCGAAUCUGCCAACGCAUGAUGAACUGACCUCACAGCUGAUUGAAGCAAUUGCAGCAGCGUACGAAUGA
This is a messenger RNA of Peronospora belbahrii, 2811 nucleotides long. The record is from the annotation of a GenBank genome assembly. Lineage: Eukaryota; Oomycota; Peronosporomycetes; Peronosporales; Peronosporaceae.